CGGCCGUCGCUUUAGCUUCUUUUUUCCCAUAACCCCGCGCGCCUGCGGCCUCUUCCUUUCUUUUCCUUCCGGGCGCCGCGGACGCCGCCAUGGGAGUCGACAUUCGCCACAACAAGGACCGAAAGGUUCGGCGCAAGGAGCCCAAGAGUCAAGAUAUUUACCUUCGUCUCCUGGUCAAGCUCUACAGGUUUCUUGCUCGACGGACCAAUGCAAAGUUCAACAAGGUGAUACUCAAACGUCUCUUCAUGAGCCGCACCAACCGGCCGCCACUGGCCGUGUCCCGCUUGAUCCGUAAGAUGAAGCUCCCAGGCCGGGACAACAAAACCGCCGUGGUGGUGGGUACGGUGACAGAUGACGUUCGCAUACAGGAGAUCCCCAAAAUGAAGAUUUGUGCUCUCAGAGUAACCAAGGGAGCUCGGACACGUAUCCUGAAAGCUGGUGGACAAAUCAUGACUUUCGACCAGUUAGCCAUGGCUGCUCCAAAGGGCCAAGGAACUGUGCUGCUGUCUGGACCCAGAAAAGCCCGUCAAGUCUAUCGGCAUUUCGGCAAGGCCCCUGGCACCCCGCACAGCCAUACCAAGCCAUACAUCCAGUCCAAGGGCCGCAAGUUUGAACGGGCCCGAGGUCGCCGUGCCAGCCGAGGCUACAAAAACUAGCCCUGUUUUCCCAAAGGAGUUUGACGGUGCAGAUUGUGUGACAUUAAACC
Molecule: messenger RNA, 706 nt
Organism: Gekko japonicus
Lineage: Eukaryota; Metazoa; Chordata; Lepidosauria; Squamata; Gekkonidae
Gene: RPL18
Product: ribosomal protein L18
Exons: 7
Coding region: 90-656 (188 amino acids)
Biological process (GO): translation
Cellular component (GO): ribosome; cytosolic large ribosomal subunit
Molecular function (GO): RNA binding; structural constituent of ribosome
Source: RefSeq, a predicted model, not a curated record